Molecule: messenger RNA, 3576 nt
Organism: Acinonyx jubatus (cheetah)
Lineage: Eukaryota; Metazoa; Chordata; Mammalia; Carnivora; Felidae
Gene: OLR1
Product: oxidized low density lipoprotein receptor 1
Exons: 6
Coding region: 100-924 (274 amino acids)
Biological process (GO): lipoprotein metabolic process; inflammatory response; leukocyte cell-cell adhesion
Cellular component (GO): signaling receptor complex; plasma membrane
Molecular function (GO): low-density lipoprotein particle receptor activity
Source: RefSeq, a predicted model, not a curated record
CAGUAGCUAUUUAAACACUCCAGCAGGAGCUCACCAAUUUUUACUUUAUGCAGAAGUCCUUGACUGCUUCACUCUCUCAUUCUUGGAGUGAAUUUGGAAAUGAUUUUUGAUGACCUUAAGAGUACGGCUAUGAAAGACCAACCCGACCAGAAGCCAAAUGGAGAGAAAGCUAAAGGUUUUUAUUUUCUUUCUUCUCGGUGGUGGUGCCCUGCCGCUGUGCUUCUAGGGGUCCUUUGCUUGGGAUUACUGGUGACUCUUAUCAUGCUGAUAAUGCAAGUAUCACAGGUGUCUGGUCUCCUACAGCAACAUCAAGCAAACCUUACCCACCAGGAAAUUAUACUGGAGGGACAGAUUUUAGCACAGCAGCAGGCAGAAAAAGCUUCCCAGGAGUCAGAAAAGGAACUCAAGGAGAUGAUAAAAAACCUUACCCAGAAGCUGGAUGAAAAAUCGAAGAAACAGAUGGAACUUCAUUACCAGAACCUGAAUCUCCAAGAAGCUCUGAGGAAAGCAGCAAACUUUUCAGCUCCUUGUCCCCAAGACUGGCUCUGGCAUGAAGCAAACUGUUACCUAUACUCCUCUGGCCCAUUUAAUUGGGAAAAAAGCCAGAACCAUUGCUUGUCUUUGGAUGCCCACAUGCUGAAAAUUAACAGCACAGAUGAUCUGGAAUUCAUCCAGCGAGCAAGCGCCCAUUCCAGUUUCCCGUUCUGGAUAGGGUUGUCUCUGAGGAAGCCGAGCAGCUCAUGGCUCUGGGAGGAUGGCUCUCCUUUGAUGCCCCACUUGUUUCGAUUCCAGGGAUCUCUUUCCCAGAGGUAUCCUUCAGGCACUUGUGCCUAUAUACAAAGGGGAGCUGUUUUUGCUGACAACUGCAUUUUAACUGCAUUUACUAUAUGUCAGAAGAAGGCGAAUCUAGUGAGAGCACGGUGAAUUUGAAGGCUCUGGAAGCAAAGGAAAAGACUUUUCUUCUGGAAUUGAAGCUGUACUUUAUCAUUUAGGUGCAAAACGAGAGAGCCCUGCGAACUGCCUGUUAUUAGCUGACUGCAGAAUUCCCUAGCAGAGACUAGGUCUGCAGAUGCCUGGCUGGAGAUAUCCAAAAUGUUGAUUCUAUGUCUCUUUCUCUCGUUUUUCGCCUGGUUUCCCCAAUCCCCCUGCCAGCCUUCAAACCUUCUCCCCUUUUUAUGUUUUAAAGUUUUACUCCUCUUCAAGUCUUGGCAGCCCUCUGUACUCAGUCCUCUACCUCAGUGCCAUCUGCCCCCUCACCCUCCUAAACCGCAUAGAAAAUGGAAAAUGGAGAACUUGACCCCCCUGCAAGCAGAAGGCGAAAAAGAGGAAAUCUGCAUGGGAACAGAGCUGGUGAAGAAACAAAAAAGAGGAAAAGCCCAUAAUGGAAUCAAGGAACUUGAGUUCUCAACCUUAAAAGCUGCCACUUGUUCGUCUUUUAAGUUGCGAUCUGUCUCCACACUCCACCACUUACACACGUGCACACCCAAAACACACACACACACACCCAACACACACACACACACACACACACACACACACACCCAGAACAUCACAUUUUGGUGUGAUUGAGAUGUUCCGGGAGGUAAUUAUAAAUAGAGUUAUCUUUUCAGUGACCCAAAUACAAUUCCUUAUUGGUCUCUGAAUCUGUUCUGACUUCUUCAUCCUUUUUCUAUCAAAGGACAGCUCAAUAUAGCUUUACUCCUUCAGGAGAGUAUAUGUUAGAAUCAUGGUGCCGGGGGCAAAAAUAGUUUUUGUGCUGUUUUUUUUUCUCCCUAAAGUACACACCAUUUAUAGAUGACCUCUUCUCAACUCUGUUAUGCUGUGCUAAUGUGGAAACAUACCGGGCCAACCAGUGAAGACACUCCGUUAAGGAGCAAACUGAGCCAGCCGCGGAAACAUUGCUGAACAGAAACAGACGGAAUUUGAAGUAUUCCUUCUAUUUUCAGUGUUUCUAGUCCCCGGCUAUUUCCCCUCCCAGGUUUUCCUACUUUAAAGGAAGCCUUUCCAUUUCGUUGCACACAAUGUAGCACCAACUGUAUCCAAAAAAGAAAAGUUGGACCAUUCCUAGGAAGACAGAUAUUCAUCUGCCUUGUUGUUUGCAUCAAUUUUUCCCCCUUUUAAAAUAUUCAGUGUGAUUCCCUUGUAUGAGUAUACCCCAAUUUGUGGAUAAAUUACCUGUUGAUGAUCUUUUGAGUUGUUUUCGGUAUUUGUCUAUCACAAAAUAAGGUGCUAUAAACAUUUGUGUAUCAGCCUUUGUAUGCACAUAGCAUUUCUCUUCUCUUGAGUAAGUGCAUAGGAGUUUAAUGCCAGAACCAUUCAGUAGUGUAUGUUCAGCUAGCUGAGAAAUUGCCAAACGUUUCGCCCCAAACUUGUACCAUUUGGUAUUCCCACCAGCAGUGUAUGAAUGUUCCAAUUCCACCUCAUCCUUGCUGACGCUUGGCAUGGUCAGUCUUGUCACUUUACCCAUUCUGAUAGGCGCAUGGUGGUAUAUUACUCUGGUUUAAUUUGCAUUUCCUAAAUGAAAAAUAAUCUUGAGAUCUUUUUAUUUAUUGCGCUUAUUUACUCUCUACAUAUUUUCUUUGAUAAAGCACUGUACCGAUCUUCUGAGAAGUUUUGAGUUCUUUGUUUUUAUACUGUUACAUUUCUAGAGCCCUUUGUACAUGCUGGGUAAAAGUCCUUUAUCAGAUGUCGUUUUGGUGAUUUUUUUUUUUUCAGUUUAUGACUUCUCAGUCUCUGGAAAAGCAGAAAAUUUUAAUUUUUGAUGAAGUCCAUUUUCACGUUUCUACUGCUGUCUCUAAGAACUUGUUGCCAAACUCAAGGUCACAAAACUUUCUGCUGUUUUCUUCUAGACAUUUUAUAGUUUCAGGCUUUACACAGAAACCUGUAAUUUAUUUUGAGUUAAUUUGUGAACCAGGUACUAAAGCACUUUGUCUUUCUGUCUUAUUUUUCUUUUUUCAUAAGGAUGUUCGCUUGUCUUAGCAACAUUCUUUGAAAAGACUGUUCUUUUUUCACUACAUUGCCUUUGCACUUUUGUCCACAGUUACCCAUAUGUGCAUGGGUCUAUUUCUGGCUCUCUGUUAUGUUCCCUUGGUCUGCUUAUAUAUUUUUACAACACCACCAUGAAUAUUGCAGUUUCUUGAAAUCUUGUAGUGGUUGUUCAAUGUCGUUCUUUUCCAACGUUGUUUUGGCUAAUCUAUGUCUUUGUAUUUCCAUGUUAACUUUUGAAUUGGCUUGUCAAUUUCUAAAAAAAACCAAGCAAACCCUACUGAAAUUUUGAAUGUGAUUGCAUUGAAUCUAUUAGCUACAUUUAGGGGCAAUUGAAAUUUUAAAAAUACUUAUGUGUUUGAAUCAUAAACAAGCUAUAUCUCUCCAUUUCUUUAUGUGUUCCUUAAUUUCUCUAAGCAAUGUUUUGUAACUUCCUCUGUAUAGAUGUCCCACAUAUUUUCUUAGACUGUCAUCAUAUAUUUCAUAUUUUUGAUGCUACUAGAAAUGGUAUUGGUGUCAUUUGUAAUUUUAAUUUCCAAAUGUCUUUUGCUAGUAUAUAGAAUUAUAAUAAACUUUUUUAUAUUAACCUUA